UGGAGGCUGCUGGACGCAUGGGACUACAAUUCAUCUGCUCACACACACAUUGCCUUGAGUGGUCCAGCCUCCUCAGUGUCACGUUUCAGUCCUUUCAUUUGGGAACAGCGUUGGGAGGAGUGCGUCAGUUGUAGGCGUUCACUACGGUUGGGACAAUAUAUUCACAUCACAAAUGUUAUCUUUUGCAGUGGUCUAGUGGUUAGCACAGCUGCCUCUCAGUUGGGAGGUUGCAGGUUCAAAUCUCAGCUCUGGCCUUCCAAGAGCUAAAAAGUGAAACCAAAUGCAGCUAAAACUUUAGAUUCAGUGGUUCUCAAACCUUUUACAUUAAGUACUACCUCAAAAAAUACUUUGUAGUUCCAACAUAAUGACCAACAUGAAAAUACAUUAGCGUACUAGGCCAAAGUGUUCAUCAAAAAAUGGACGAAGGUUUUAUUCCCUGUAUAGUGUUUAAUAUUACUGUAAGCCACUAUGACAUUAUGUGCGGUGUGAACAUCAAAAUUGCUCUUAAACAUAGGAAUUAAUAAAAAUAAAAAAACUACUCAAAUAGUGAUUCAAUAAAAAAUUUACUGCACAUAAAAGUUAAAUAAAAAUUAUACUUAAAUAUUUGAAAACAAACAUUUCUAAAAGACUAAAUGCAAAUGUAUAUUCAUUGACAGUUAAAUAUAACUGAACUGUACUUAACAAAAAUGUACUGUUCUGGAUUUAAAAAAAAAAAAUGUUUAGGCCACUGUCACACUAUGCUCUGUUUGAAAAUUUUAAUUUGGUGAUUCCUUCUUGUACCACUAGAGGGAGCCCGCGUACCUGUGGUGGUACCCGUACCACACUUUGAGAACUGCUGCAUGAUGAUGGUGGUGUUUUGUUUAUUUUACACGACUUUUGGGGUAUUUGACUAAGAACAUUGGACUGUCCAGUAGUACCUUGACUUACGAGUGCCCCAACACAUUUUUUUGGCUUUGUGUUGAGAGUCUAAAUUUGAGGUCAUGGAAUGAAUUAUACUCGUAUGUUAAGGUACAGCUGUGUUUGUAUAUUUUCAGUGUCACACUUGUUUGUGACACUUCCCUAUUCUGUAAAAAAGUGUCGCCUCACCAUAUAUAGUAAAGGAAGUGCUACCGUUCUCUACACCACAUCCUCAUAAAUGUGCGUUGCUUCACUUCCGACUCUGUGACAUUUUAUUUUCCUGAAAGCGCCCCAGUGCUGACAGACCUUUAAUAUUUAAGUUGAGCGCAUUCAUUUAUCCCUUGGCUUCUUCUCUGGAGUUAAACUCUUCUUAAGCCAUCAGAGGAGGUAAGCGGCUUCAAAAAAUACUUUUUUUUGUUUUUGUUUUUUGGUCCAUGAUCUUUUUUUGGAGAAAGGGGAGAAGAAAAACAUCUGAGGCCACACAAAGACUGCAAAGAGGCCAUCGAGCAUCGACAGAGGGGGCGCUAUGGAGGCAGAUGUCUCUCAGAAUCACAACGAAGAAGAAGAAGAAGAACCUGUGGAUGCUGACUGCUUUCAGGUUGUGAGGACGAAGAUGAUCCAGCCGACGUCCCUAAAAGACCCCAGAGUGGAGAAGCUCAAGGAAGCACUGCUGGAUUGGAUCAAUAGCACUCUGAAAGCAGAGCACAUCGUGGUUCAGAGUCUAGACGAGGAUCUCUACGACGGCCUGGUUCUUCAUCAUCUCCUGGCGCGGUUGGCCGGCGUGCGCUUGUCCUUGGAGGAGAUUGCGCUGACCAGCUCGGCUCAGAUCCGCAAGCUGCAAGCCGUCUUGGAGGAGUUGGACAAGCGACUGGACCAGUCGGACACCAAGUGGGACGUCAGCCGAAUCCACAAGAAAGACCUCCUGGCCACUCUCCAUCUGCUGGUUGCCAUGGUGAGAUGUUUCCAGCCCGAGCUGGUGUUGCCCUCCAACGUGAAUGUUCAAGUUGUGGUCAUGGAAGUGCGCAGGAAGGGAAUGCGAUCAGAUGUUCAAACGGAAGUCCUGACGGGGGACAGCACCAAUGUGGAGAACCUCAGCUGCACCGAUGGAGGCGUGAAUCCCGUGGAGCAGCUGCUGAAGCUGGGCGCUCACAAGGUCGCAGUGGUGAAGCAGGCCCUGGUUGACUUCGUAAACAAGAGCCUGGCCAGCCUGGGCCUACACGUGUCCGACGUGGACAAACAGUUUUCCGAUGGUGUGAUUCUGAUGCUGCUGAUUGGACAACUGGAAGGCUUCUUCAUUCCUCUCUGUGACUUCAGUCUGAUCCCCGUCAACAACGAACAGAUGCUGCACAAUGUGACCUUUGCCCUGAGCCUCCUCACUCAUGCAGGCCUGCACGUGUCCUCUGUUCAACCACAAGAUGUCGUCGCUCGGGACGUGGCCGCAACACUGAAGGUCCUCUACGCUCUCUUUUGCAAGCACGCGAGGCAAGAGGAGAAAACGUCUGUUGUGUUUCUGUGAAUUUAAUAGGAAAGCAUCAAGUAAAAUACCACAUUUAUUCCAUUGAAACCAGAUGUACUCAAAAACAAUGUUUCUUCCGCCUUGCUCAACUUGUCUCGGUUAGUAAUGUUCCACCCCAGUCCUGUAGGUGGCAGUUAUUUGCACUGCAAAAGUGUGGUAAUCCCUUAGUUUAUGCUGGUAGAUAGGUCAUUUUCAUAUAAUUUGACCAGUAAUAGUAAGGAAAUGGCCCACUGAAUUUCCUUAUGACAAUCAAUUAAUUUUACCGAUAUGAGCAUUUGAAUUAUUGUCAGUUGUUAUACAUCAAAAGGUCAAUUGUUUCUAAAGAAAAAAAAUAUAUUUCAUAAACUUUUAAUACCAAAAUGUCUUUUAUUGUUAUGUGUCCAAAAUGAUUUGCAACAUGUUUUCUGUUGAUGCUAAUUACAAUUUUGGCUAAAUAA
Phyllopteryx taeniolatus (common seadragon) is the source of this 2850-nucleotide messenger RNA. It is a transcript of the gene parvg, whose product is annotated as parvin, gamma. Gene Ontology annotation, biological process: cell projection assembly; actin cytoskeleton organization; substrate adhesion-dependent cell spreading. Lineage: Eukaryota; Metazoa; Chordata; Actinopteri; Syngnathiformes; Syngnathidae. The transcript has 13 exons. Gene Ontology annotation, molecular function: actin binding. The coding region runs from base 1424 to 2413 and encodes 329 amino acids. The record is from RefSeq and is a predicted model, not a curated record. Gene Ontology annotation, cellular component: cytoplasm; focal adhesion; actin cytoskeleton.